Orussus abietinus is the source of this 2749-nucleotide messenger RNA. RefSeq lists its product as uncharacterized. The record is from RefSeq and is a predicted model, not a curated record. Bases 49 to 2613 code for a protein of 854 amino acids. The transcript has 6 exons. NCBI's taxonomy places the organism in Eukaryota, Metazoa, Arthropoda, Insecta, Hymenoptera, Orussidae.
UUACUUUUAUUAGACGGUAAAUAAAUUUAAUUACUUUCUUGAAAAUCAAUGAAAAUGUCAAAGUGGGCUACGAUUACGUUGUCGCUACUUUUAGCAAAAUCUAUAGAAGCAAAGAUCGAAAGAAAUUUGAUCGGAUCAUCUGACGGAUUAAAAGCGAUCGAACAUGUGGAAAGAUUAUGUAAAAAUGAAACUCACGCAGAUUCUUCGGCGAGUGAAGGGAUAAUCGUAAAAGAAGAUAGGAAGACUGAAAAGUGUGUUAAUAGAACGGUGGGAAAUACUUCGUCAAAGGAGAAUUCCAAACACCGACGAACGUCCUAUAAAGACAAUAAAAUUGAUUGGAAUUCUGUAAAGAAAUUUGCACUCCAGAUGCCUCGGGAUUUAAGGACGAGGGAAAGCAAUUUAAAGGGCGAUACCUUUGAAAGCGGUAAUCUUUCUCCAUUUUUCAACCUACGUUUAAACAAGGAAACGGAAAGUCUAUCGGAUAAAACAAAAGAAGCAAGUAUUAAAUCCGGACAUUUGGAAAAACAGAAAGGUUACGAUUUGGAACCUGGAAAUUUUAGCAAUUCGUUAUCGAAAACGCGAUUAUUACAAAUUAAAGGGAUUAAAUCAGUGUUGAUUAAAGAUAUGUUAAAGGUAGUACUGAAUAAAUUAAUGAAUAACAAGACUUUGCAGACUGAGGAGUUGGACGGACCCAGGACGGAAAAUCUUCCUGAUAACAGCCUUUACGAGUUAUCUAGUAACGAAAGAUUGGUAAAUAAAAGUGUUAUUAAUGUGGAUCAAAAUUAUACAAAAAAAGAGUUACUUGAGUUAAAUAGAAGAAGAUCGCCAGACGAUAAGUACAUAAAUACGUUAUCGAAAACGCGAUUAUUACAAAUCGAAGGGAUUAAAUCAGUGUUGAUUAAAGAUUUGUUAAAGGUAGUACUGAAUAAAUUAAUGAAUAACAAGACUUUGCAGACUAAGGAGUUGGACGGACCCAGGACAGAAAAUCUUCCUGAUAACAGCCUUUACGAGUUAUCUAGUAACGAAAGAUUGGUAACUGAAAGUGUUAUUAAUGUGGAUCAAAAUUAUACACGAAAGAAGUUACUUGAAUUAAAUAGAAGAAGAUCACCAGACGAUAAGUACAUGAAUACGUUAAGGUAUUUACGCAAAUUUCCAAACUGGGCACAUUUGUAUAAUAAAUCAGUCAAUGCUUGGGAAAGAAAGGAAACUCGCAACUCGAUGUUACAAGCUCAGCAUUUGAGACUCUUAGAUAUGAAAAACGCAUUAAGAAGACAAUCUACGAGCAAGGAAACAUUUCAAGAUAAAUCAACAGUUUUGGAAAUGGAAAAAUCGAAGAGAAUAAAAGUAAAAACUCCUGUCUGGGGAAAUGUAACGAACAUGGAGAAGGAUUCAUGGAUAACGCCCUGUCGUACCGAGAACGGAAGUAAUGAGACUUGCGACACCUUUAAUGUAUCUUCUUCCCUCGCUAAACAAAUAAAUAGUAAAUCUAAAACGAUUUAUUCGAAAAUACAACACAUCGAUUCACGCUCAUCUCUGAUACCGAGUAAAAAUGAAGAAGAAAUCGAGGGUAGAGAAAGACGUCAAGUGUCUAAUGAUAAUAAUGAAGAUAUAUGGCUUAGAUUAGGUUUUAAUGGAUAUAGAAAUUUAUUAAGUAUGCACGCUUUCUUCAUACGCGAUGAAAACAUUAAAAAGUGCGGUGCUCCGACCACCUGGAAGACUACAUCGCGGUACUUUAUAUGCAGCGGAGCUAUUUUAACUUCUACUUUGGCGAUUACCAGUGCAUCGUGUAUCUACAAGGCCUUGUACGAUGAGCAUCACAUUCAGGGGCAAUUGGCUGUUCUUGUCGGUAUUGGGCCAAUUUUUAGUUAUGUCGUUACAGUGACACGUUAUAGUCUACACCCGAAAUAUUCCGAGCAAAACGACUUCGUUACUCACGGAGUAGCCGUUGUUUAUUUCGACUGCCCGGUUCCAGAGGGUGAAAUCGGGUUUCCAAAAUUGUCAACCGAUGCAACAGACGUCAAUCGAAAGUGCUGCAAAGACACGUGCCCGAUUCUUACCGUAGUGCAACAUCCAGCGAAUACACACGUAGUGAGAUUAAUGACGCCUAAGCAUCUCUUGAUGGCUGAUGCCAACAAGAUAAAAAAGGACAUCAUAAGUAAUAUCACUAAUGUUACGGAAGCUCCGCUUGUUUCUUCGUCGACUGAUAGAUCAAAAAUGGAAACAGCGAGACUAGAGAAAUCGGUAUCCAAUAAAAGAAGGCCGUCGCGGGAAAUUACGUUUGGUCGAGAUGUAACGACAUUGCACGGGAACGUCACCGAAUUGAAUGUGGCUCCAAAAGUGGUCCGAGAGGACCCGAAUCUUCCGAAGCAGCCAGACGCGAAAAAUGUUUCAUAUACCAACGUAAAGGCAGUCAAAGAUUAUUCUAAGUGGAUAGUUAGCGAGCUGAUGCGUCGUUUCAUGUCGGCAAUCGAUCCUAUGUUAGAAACCUCUUUGAACCUCCACGAUAUGCUCGAUAUUGGCCAUCACAAUUCAUCUCAAGAAUACGCCGACAGAGUAGCGGAUAUAAUUACGCAAGGUGCACUGGCAACUAGCACUAGUUUCCUACACCUGUGACGAUGUUCAGCCGUCAGUGAAAUGGCAGUAUACCAGUAUCUACAGUAACGUGAAGUUUUUGGAAGAACGCAUGAAAGGUCCUUCUCCGGAGGAUUGGAUAUUCGAUGGUAAAGCGUACGAUCCCAACGUGGUUAAA